Messenger RNA from Sceloporus undulatus (fence lizard), 12367 nucleotides. It is a transcript of the gene PLD1, whose product is annotated as phospholipase D1. NCBI's taxonomy places the organism in Eukaryota, Metazoa, Chordata, Lepidosauria, Squamata, Phrynosomatidae. Bases 467 to 3580 code for a protein of 1037 amino acids. Gene Ontology annotation, biological process: cell motility; intracellular signal transduction; regulation of microvillus assembly. The record is from RefSeq and is a predicted model, not a curated record. Gene Ontology annotation, molecular function: D-type glycerophospholipase activity; phosphatidylinositol binding. The transcript is spliced from 27 exons.
UCAGCUCGGAGAUACUUGAGCUGAAGCACUUAGCAAGACACUGCUGCUUUUCCGGCAUAUGAAGUGUCCCUCUGUGCUGAAUUGUGUAUCCCUGGGCACUGGCAUGGGCAUUUAACUUAACACAGAAGGAGAACUGAGUGUUGGAAAGGGAGCAAAAUGACAGGACAAUGGGGCACCUUCCUUCCAGGGGGCACAAGGAUGCAUUACAAUGUGAAACACAAAAAUGUGUGCAACUGUUCCACUUCUGUCAUGGGAUCCCUUGAAUGGAGCUGCCCCCCUGACUGAUGGGCAUGGCUGAUCAACAGACUGCAUUUGCAUUUGCACCUGUAUACGAAUUUGUCUAACACAUCCAGACAGGUAGUCUGAAAUCCAAAAAAUGCCAGACAUAGAAGUUCACCAGCUGCAGACUGAGAAUAUCCAGAAUCUUAUCAGAUAAAAAGCCCCCUGUUUGUGAGUGUGGACGUUUAUGAUGUCUCUAAGCAAUGAAAAGAAAGUGAACACCUCAAUACUGAGGAAAAUAGCAGACGACAUGAGUAACAUAAUUGAAAGCCUCGACACGAGGGAGCUCCACUUCGAAGGGGAGGAGGUGGACACAGAUGUGGUCCCUGACCCAAAAGCACCUGUGGGCAUUCCAUUCUCUGCCAUUUACAACACUAAAGGAUUUAAAGAGGCUCAUAUACAGACCUACCUAACCGGAUGUCCAAUUCGAGUGCGGGUUUUGGAAGUGGAGCGUUUUACCUCAACUACAAAGGUACCGAGUCUACAUGUUUACACCAUUGAAUUGAACCAUGGCGAGUUUACAUGGCAAGUGAAAAGAAAAUUCAAGCACUUUCAAGAAUUCCAUCGGGAACUGCUUAGAUACAAAGCUUUUAUACGGAUUCCCAUCCCUACGAGAAGACACACAGUCCGAAGGCAGACUGUUAAAAGGGGAGAAGCAAGGCAAAUGCCAAAUUUACCACGCACAUCUGAGAACAUGGUUAGAGAAGAACACCUCUCCAGCAGAAGAAAACAACUAGAAGAAUACUUAACAAACCUCCUAAAAAUGCCCCUGUAUAGGAACUACCAUGGAACAAUGGAAUUCAUUGGUGUAAGUCAGCUGUCAUUUAUCCAUGAUCUAGGACCAAAGGGCAUAGAGGGUAUGAUCAUGAAAAGAUCUGGAGGUCAUAGAAUACCAGGUUUGAAUUGCUGCGGGCAAGGAAGACUCUGCUACCGAUGGUCCAAAAGGUGGCUAGUAGUAAAGGAUUCUUUUCUACUGUAUGUGAAGCCAGAUAGUGGAGCCAUUUCAUUUGUCCUACUGGUAGAUAAAGAAUUCAGCAUAAAGAUUGGCAAGAAGGAGACAGAAACAAAAUAUGGGCUUCGAAUAGACAAUCUCUCCAGGUCCCUGAUUUUGAAAUGUAACAGCUAUAGACAUGCUCUGUGGUGGGGUCAAGGAAUAGAAGCAUUCAUUCAGAAAAAUGGCAAGAACUUUCUCCAGCAUCAUCGAUUUGGUUCUUAUGCAGCUGUCCAGGAGAACACCUUAGCAAAAUGGUAUGUGAAUGCAAAAGGAUACUUUGAAGAUGUUGCAAAUGCCAUGGAAGCUGCCAAAGAAGAGAUUUUCAUCACAGAUUGGUGGCUGAGCCCAGAAAUAUUCAUGAAGCGUCCGGUGGUGGAAGGAAAUCGUUGGAGAUUAGACUGCAUUUUGAGAAGAAAAGCUCAACAAGGAGUGAAAAUCUUUGUCAUGCUCUACAAAGAGGUGGAGCUUGCUCUUGGCAUCAACAGCGAGUACACCAAGCGUACCCUAAUGCGGUUACAUCCCAACAUCAAGGUAAUGAGGCACCCAGAUCAUGUGUCAUCUACUGUGUAUUUGUGGGCUCACCAUGAGAAACUGGUGAUCAUUGACCAGUCCAUCGCUUUCGUUGGAGGCAUUGACUUGGCUUAUGGCAGAUGGGAUGACAACGAACAUCGACUGACUGAUGUUGGCAGUGCAAAACGGAUGACAAACACCAAGUCAGAGUCUUCAACAAAUCUCUCCUCUUUAGCAGAAACAACUGACCCAUCAACUGCUGGACCUCCAGUAGAGCCUGCAGUGAAACUGUCAUAUGGAAAUUACGACGACCCACCAGAUCCUUCAAAAAUGAAAGGAAUAGGGAAAACUAGGAAAUUUGCCAGGUUCAGCAUCUACAAGCAGCUCCACCGUCAUGGCCUGCAUCAUGCAGACAGCGUGAGCAGCGUAGACAGCGAGUCGAAUAAAGGUUCGAUCCGCAGCUUGAAGACAGGUGUUGGAGAGCUUCUUGGUGAAACCCGAUUUUGGCAUGGAAAAGAUUAUUGCAACUUUGUCUUCAAAGACUGGGUUCAGCUUGAUAAACCCUUUGCUGAUUUCAUUGAUCGCUACACUAUGCCAAGGAUGCCAUGGCAUGACAUUGCCUCCGUGGUGCAUGGUAAAGCUGCACGGGAUGUGGCUCGCCACUUCAUUCAGCGUUGGAAUUUCACAAAGAUCAUGAAACCCAAAUAUAGAUCUCUGUCCUAUCCUUUCCUGUUGCCAAAAUCUCAACGAACAGCUGAUGAACUGAAGUACCAAGUCCCUGAGGCUAUAUGUGCCAAUGUGCAGGUGCUGCGUUCUGCUGCUGAUUGGUCUGCUGGGAUCAAGUAUCAUGAGGAAUCCAUCCAUGCUGCUUACGUCAGUGUAAUAGAGAACAGCACACACUACAUAUAUAUAGAGAACCAGUUUUUUAUCAGCUGUGCUGAUGACAAAGUCGUAUCUAACCGGAUUGGUGAUGCCAUUGCACAACGAAUCCUCAAAGCCCACAGGGAAAAUAAACGUUAUCGGGUCUACGUAGUGAUCCCUCUGCUGCCAGGAUUUGAAGGUGAUAUUUCAACAGGAGGAGGAAAUGCACUGCAAGCAAUCAUGCACUUUAACUACAGGACUAUGUGCAGAGGAGAUAAUUCGAUUCUGGGACAGCUGAAAGCAGAAAUGGGAGACCAAUGGAUUAACUACAUUUCCUUCUGUGGACUUCGAAACCACGCUGAGCUAGAAGGAAAGCUUGUCACAGAGUUGAUCUAUGUUCACAGCAAACUGAUGAUUGUUGAUGACAACACAGUCAUAAUUGGCUCAGCUAACAUCAAUGACCGCAGCAUGCUAGGGAAACGAGACAGUGAAAUGGCCAUCAUUGUGCAGGACACAAACACCAUUCCUUCUGUCAUGGAUGGAGAGGACUACCAAGCUGGAAGAUUUGCUCAGUCUCUCCGUCUUCAGUGUUUUAGAGUUGUCCUUGGCAAUUCAGUGGACCUGAAUGAUAUCCAAGAUCCUGUUAGUGACAAGUUCUUCAAGGAAGUAUGGGUUUCAACAGCUGCACGCAAUGCCACGAUUUUUGAUAAGGUUUUCCGAUGCCUUCCCAGUGACCAGGUAACCAACUUAGCCCAGUUACGAGAGUUCAUCACCAUACCAAAACUUGCUUGUGAGAAUCCUACUAAAGCGACAGAAGAGCUCAAGAAGAUCCGAGGAUUUCUAGUCCAGUUCCCAUUCCGUUUUCUAGAUGAAGAGAAUUUGCUUCCUUCUGUCGGAACAAAAGAAUCCAUGGUACCCAUGGAGACUUGGACUUAAGAGGAUUUGGCCUAUGUGGGAUUUUUUUAAAACAACAACAGGAUUAUGUGGAAAUCUCCUAGAUGGAUUGUGGUUGCCUGGAACCUUUUUGCCAUUGGAAGAAAAGUCUGCACUGACCCAAAAGUGCCUUUGAUGGAAGAAUUUCAGAUAUAUCAGGGAAGAACAAUGGGUAACUGACAAGUUCUGCCUACUGAUAUGAGAAUGGUAUAUUUAAGCAACCUGAGAGUGAAGGGGAUGCAAGCCAAAAGCCCAUGAUAUUGCAAGACACUGUAUUCCAUGCAUGCUUCCUUUCCAUGUUUGGUUCUUUCAAACAAAAUUUGAAAACUUUUUGUUAUAAAAACAGGGAUAAAACAUCAGCUGAUGCCAUGCAUUGGUUCAACCAGACACUAUCUUGGAGUCCAUUUCCACAGUGAAAUCUAAAGCCACUGCUUAUGGAAUUAUCUCUUGUACCAGGAAAAGUGAAUAUUCAUCCAUGUGUCUAAUUUCAGAGCAAUGCACUGAACACUUAGCUAUGUGCUGUGAAAAUGCAUGUGCUGUAAUUGUGAUGAUGCUUCCACGGUAGUGGAUAAGUGAUUUGUGUUGGUUAAAUCUUAAAUCCUACAUUAUUUAUCAAGUUUCUUUUUAAACUCUUCCCUUUUUUCUUUUUUCUUUUCUUUUCUUUUUUUUUAGUAUUCUGUAAAUUUUGUAACAACUGCUGAGAACACUGCACAAUGCCACUUUCGGCAUAACUGUGAUCACUGUUAAUUGAGUAGAUCGUAAAACUGCACAAAGCUUCUAAGCUUUUUAGCACAGCCGUAUUUAGAACAAAAAAUACUUGUUAUACUUCUAUGUGUUCCAUUGCAACAAUGAGUACUGAAACUUCCUGAGAUAGCUAGUUCCCCCUGCUUUGUGCGCAGGCUUGCAUAAAAAUCUUUUGGAUUUGGAUUGCCAAAGUGCACAGUUCCCCAAGAGGGACCAAUUAAUUCUUUCCUGCUUACCACAAAAUGUGGCUAAAGAAUUCCUUUUGUCAUGUCUGUAAUGUCUGCAAUCAAACAGGAUACACAAUGCUUUGAGAUAGUUUGUGUCAGCAUAUCAUAGUGGUCUGAGUGCUGGACUAGGUUAGCCACUGAAACCAAACUGCAUGCCCUUGGGGGAAGUCACACUCUCUCAGUCUAAGCAAUGGCAAAUCUUUUCUGACUUAUUCUUGCCAAGAAAACUGUAUGACAAUGUUGCUGUAAGACACAAUUGAUUUGAAGGCACAUAAUGACAAUGAACUGUAAAUUAUUAUUGAGUGAACAAGUAUACCAUACAGCAUGAGCAAUGUGUUAAAAUAGAAUUAAACGGGAAGGGCCACAGUUCAGUAGUCUGAAUGCAAAAGAUUCUAGGUUUAUGUCUAAAUGUCUUCAUUUUAAAAGAAUUAGAUAUUAAUUUGGUUAACACAAAGUAUGGCAAGAGCUCUGUCUAAGACCCUUGAAAAGCCACAAUGGGGAUGAUGGCAAUCCUAAUCUAGCACUUCUGGAGGGCACUGUGCCUUAGAGAGCCAAUAAGAGAAGGCAAUAAUGGGCUAAGUGAAUAUAUAGUCUGCCCUCAUGUCAAACAGCUUCCUUUUUCUAAUCCACUGGAAAAUAUGCCAAUUUUCAUUUCCCAAUUCAAUGGGAAUGCCAAUUUGCAAAUUACUGCUUAAGGCAAAGUUAGAAUGGGUAUCUUAUUCCAAGUGAUAGUGCUGUUUCCCUUUCCCAGAAGCCCAAACAGUUUACUCCUUGUUCUGGUAUAUAACAGAAAGGGUAGUUAGGGGCCGCCUGGUUCACUGGCAGAGGGGCAUGGCUCAGAAAGGAGUGGGUGGUUCAUUUCUGGUCCAUAUAAAAGGCGUUUCUCAUGAUAGUGAGUUUCAAGUGAAUUUUGAGUUUCACAUUACAAAAUUAAAGCACUAUGAUUCCACUUUAACUGCUAUACUAUGGUUCCAUCUCAUGGAAUCCUGAGAUUUGAAGUUUAGAGAGGUGUACUUAGAAUUCUUCACCAGAGAGCUAUAAUGCCUUACUAACUACAAACCCCAGGAUUCCAUAGAAUAAAGUCAGGUCAGUAAAAGUGUGAUAUAAAUGCUAUAAUUGUGCUCUUGUGAAAGGACGCUUUAUGUUUGGGUCUCUCCUCUAAAUAUUGAUUUUCUUUGUUUAAACCUCAGCUAUGUCAGAACGCUUCACCUGUUAAAUUUUGCCAGGGAAGAUUUGAAACUAUGACCCAUAUGUUAACGUGGAGAAUAAAGGUUUGCCAAUGUCACAAAGGAGCAUGUAAUGGAGAUCUGAGAUUGGCUGUCACUACCUACUGGCAUAUAGUUAGUGACAGACCUUGGUUUGCUGCUGCAUAAUGUAGGGACACUACUCUCAGUCAGUAUGCCUUGGGAAUAGACCUAUGCAGUGAUGUGAACUGUGAACACACAGGAAAUUAAUGCAAAACAUUAACUUAAUUUAGUUAGAUUGUUUUAAUUACAUCAUCAGUCCCAACAAAGUACUGUCUUAUUCCAUCUGUUCCCCCCCCCCAUCUCGCAUACUAGUUUUGCAUUAAAACUGUAACUAUAUUGAAAUCAAGUUCUAAGAGCACCACUAUGAAUUAACAAAUGUGUCAGCAAGCAAUCUUGGAUCUCUUCAUGAUUAUGUGGUUAAUAUCCAGUGAUAUCCAAAUAUGAUUUUAACAAGCUAUAGUUUUUCUCCAUUUUCUUCAGAGUUCUUUCACUUUCUUGCUAAGCAGGGAUUCCUCCAAUCCCCAAUGGUAGCCUCACAACACAGUGAUUUCCAGAGUCAAUACUCUUUUUCUGCAGAGGACUACUCGUAUGUCCCAAACCUGAGUUUUUAAUGGACAUUAAAAUUGGAAGUGUCUAGCAGCCCCAUAGAAAAGUACCAUUUCUCUUCCCAUGCUCCCACCCUGGAAAAAUAAGUGUUUGUAAAACCAUUCUGGCACCAUAAUAGGAGGUUCAUAUGGGUAUGUACCCUGAUUAAGCCGGAUACAUAUAUGGAGUGGUGAAUCUAUUCUGUGUUUUAUUCCAAACUUUAAAGGUGCUAUCUAAUGCAUUGGACCUUUUCUGGUGAAAAGAUAUGGAAUUUUGGAUAAUGCCUUUAAAAACUGGCUUUAAGGCAACAAGCUUUAAAGUCCUCAGUCCCUUGUGUAUUCCCAUUUUUUAACCAUAGUUCUUCCUAAUGGAUUUUCCAGACUGAUCUAAAGUGUGAAUAUAGUUUGGAAUACAGCUCCUUGGGGUUUGCUGGUUGUUGAUGAUGAUGACUCUGCUUUGUCCUCCAUUCUCUUCUUGGAAGUUUGGAAGUAAUAUCUUGGAUCUUCACUUGGGGUACCUCCAAAGGUUUGUUCCCGCCCCCUCCCAAAGCAUAGUUCACUGAGAUGAUCAUAUGGUUUGAAGAGCAAUUUUUUUCACCCUGAAUUGUCUCUUCUGCUUCUUAGUGUUAAAGUGUCUACAAAAGUGUCACUUCAUUGAUGCACUGUAGUACUAUAAUUUGGGGGGGGGGGGGAGAUUAAAAGGAGAGAAAAGAGAAGGGGACACUUUUUGUUCAGAUAGAUCAGAAUUUAAAAGAAACCCGCCUGAGGGUGAGAAUAAAAUGUUGCAGCUAGUGCCAGGAUCACAGCAAAAUGUCAUUUGGAUAUUUUUUUUUAAAAAAACAAAACUUGAGAAUUACAUCAACAGAUACAAUUCCAACAAUCUCCCAAAAUAUUUGCAACAUCUGAAAAUACCCACAGUCCAGUUUUAGCAGCACUGAAGCCUUUUGUAUUAAUGCUACAAAUAUGUAUCUGCCUAUCUUAUGCUAUGGCAGUCUAUGAUGCAGCCAGCCAUGGUGGGAUGCAGAGACAUCUCAAGAACCAAAGUAGAUCUCAAAGAGCCCAUGUUUGGUGCCCAUGAAAAAGUUCUGCUACCUGAGCAAUUUUUUAAAUAAAUUCCAGGCAUAUCAAAUUCUGAUUUUCCCCUAAAUAGGCACCUAUCGUAGAUGGUGACAUUGUUAUUUCAUUACCAAUAUUGUUCUCUUAUGAGCAGCCACUGGAUACUAAUGCAAAAGUUGCAGCCAUUCCACUAGAGGAAAAAUAUGAGCUUUUACAGAGCUUACCGUUAGCUUUAAAAGAUUACAAUGUUUUUUUAUAGACUCAGGCAUAAAACAUAACUACCAUUUCCAUCUUCAGCUUAAGCACCUAUGUUGCCUGUAUCAUAAGCUGUUUAAUUAGGCAUACAACAAUACCUCACUUAAACUGACAAAUAAGAAACACUGACAUUCCUCAAGGGCAGACCAAGUGUCCAACUUUGCUGCAAGUGACUACAGAGACUGGUUUUUCAUCCUGCUAAUUAGAGACAUCAUCAGAAAUCAUAUGCAUUCCUCUUAGUGAUUUGAUGCCAUAUUUUGAUUUUUCAGUAAUUCAUGUACAGCUGCCUUUGAGGGCAAGAUGUGUCUGUAAUUUAGUACACAUUGCUUUUGCCGCUCUAUGCUUCUCAGGAUGUGAUGGUUUUUAAUUUUUUUCUGUUGUAUUUGCCAUGAACACUGAAGACAAUCCCAUUUUUGGCAAAUCUGGUUGACGUAGAGGACUACUUUUGUGGGAGGCCUUUGUGAUAUAAAGAUUAAGAACGAUCACCUUAGCAUACAGUUCAUCAUGCAUUGUUUUGUGUGAGGCUGAUACUCUACGGUGGUGUCUGCACAGCCCAGGGUACUCUGGGAGUAUCCCAGAGUAUCCUGCCCUAGAGCUGCCCCAACCUCCCCUCGUUACCAUUCAAACACCAGGAGCCUGUUCACACAAAUGUCCCACUGUGCUGCCCAUCCUGUUCACCACUAUCACACAUAGCUUGCUCUGGGUGCCUAAUAUUGUCAAAUGGCUGAGCACCUUGUUCUGACCGCACUGUGAACGACACCUGGUACCACAACAGCACUGGGCAGGAGAGCAGGAUGUGUAGCAAAUAGCCAUCAGAAAAGAGGACUUCAGAUCUUUUGGGAAGACCCAGAGCAAGCAAGGUUUAUUUUAUUCAGUUAUAAGAGGGUUGUAUACCCUGGGUUUAGUGCUGAAUGGGCUGGACAUUAUCCAGUUAGUUUUUGCCAGACUCGGGUAUCAGGCCCUGCAUCAUCUGGGCUGUUGUCCAAAGGGAUGGAGGAGGCCAGUUUAUCUGAUAACUGACUAGUAGCUGCCACUGUCAGAGACCUUCAGGUAAAUAUGGGAAUCUUGCACUCUACUAAUGCAGGGAAGGAUCUCAGCCUCAGCUUGCAUUCCUGCCUGCUUCACCCACACCACAAGGCUACUUGCUUUCCAGGUUGAAUAGAAUAUAUGCAAAAUCACACCAAGACACUGAAAGCUAUGCUUUAGCGCCGGGUUCCCCGCAAACAUGAGCUGUGCUACAGGCGAGAGGCAGCCCCCUUCCAUCCGCGCUCCACUCCCAAGACACUGAAAGCUAUGUUUUGUAAAAGCCCAUUAUAUCAUACUUAGGACUUGAUAUUUGCCCAGAAUAUGGUUAUCAUUCAAAGUUCUGAUUUAUUUUUGUGCAAAUGCUUACAGCUUCUAUAGUGCUGAAGUUUGCUUUGGGUCUUGCAGGACUUCAGAAUCACAAGUAACCAAUCUGAAGAUAUAUAGAUUCACCAUAUGCAUUUAGAAAAGGGAUAAUGUAGUUUUGCAGAGAGGAAAUAAGGGAUGUACUGUUGUCAUAUAACCAUCUGUUACAGAGGGCUUGACAUCUGGAGCGAUCAACAUUGAUACAUCAACAGUGAGUCUGGUUUAUGCUUCGGAUUACUUAAUAGGAACUGCAAACUGUUGUCCCAGAAGGAAUGUGCAUAUCCUGAUUAAAUGACAAACUAGGCAAGAGGCCUAGUGCCUUGUUUACAGCUGCAUAAGUCAGUAUGGCAAACUUACUCUACGUAACAUUUGUUUCUCUAGCUAUGUUAUCAGGAUGGCAUGAAGUGAAUGUUUCCAAAUGUGUUCUGUAUGUGUGUGUGCGCAGUGGUUCCUUACUACAAAGAUUGCUGAGAUUUAUACUUUGUUCAAAAUUAUUUGCAUUUAUUUUCUUGAAAAACUACCACUUCUUGCAUAGAGGUGCACUAUGUAAAAUUAGGCUGAAACAUUUUAAGCCAAUUCAUGGUGCUUUUGGACUCUGGAUCUUUUCAGUUUGGUUUUCUUACCCCUUUUAUACAUACAGAGAGAAGAAAUAAGACAGACAUAGGAAGGAGCAAAUGAACUGGAUGUCAAUCAUACUUUUUCAUUGACCCUGUGAUAUAUCUGAUCUCUUGAGGAAUCAGUACCUUGAUUGACCUUGAUUAGCCAAUAUGGAUUGGACCUUGAAUCUGUAUGUCAGUUGCCUUACUCCUUCAGAAAGUCCAGAAACAAAAAUCUGAAAAUGGAAGAUAUGGAUCUAAAUUUGUCCCAUUAUUUUGCCAACUGCUGAAGAAUCAGCAUAUAUGUGCCAUGUACUUUGGGGAGGGACAUAGCAUAGUUGUAAAAUGCAUGCCAUCUGUAAGCCUUAGGUUCAGUCCUUGGCAUCUCCAAGUAAAAAGGUAGAGUAUUAUCAUGGUGACAGCAAACUAGAUAAACCAGUAGAACAAGGUAGCAUAAUACCCACAUGUUCAUAGUAUAUGAUUUACACCAGGGAUAGGCAGACUUUAGACUUAAAUGAUCUACUUCUUUAAAAAAGAGACUUCAGAGUUUAAAGAAAUUGGACCGUACAUUUUCCAAUCUACUUCAAAUCACUCGGGCAUGUACCAACAGAUCUCAAAUUUUGCUCUGCCCACCUCUGAAUCUCAUGGCCAGGAUGAGCUGAAUGGCAUGUGAUGAUGUCCUUGUCAGGCUAAAAAUAUAUCUGAUGCAAAAACUGUUGUUUUGUGCCUUUUCUUUUUUAAGAGGUUCAAUAGGAAACCUUUUCUUUACUUCUUUACUGGAUGUCCCUUAUUUGAGGGUUAGGAAGUUUUUCCUUUUAGACUGAACAAAUACCAAAAAUGCUGUAUUUUGGGGUGUGGGCUUUUCAGAAAAACAGAAAUGUGUGUUUGCAGACAUUAUGUUAAUUUUAUAUAGAAACACAUGGCUAAGUCGACUGAAUUCAAUACUUUCCUUUGGUAUUUAGGGAAAACACAAAAUUGUUGAUAUCUACUUCCUGAUUGUUAACUCUGCAUGUCAUUAAUUUCAAUUGUCCCUUAUUGCUAUUUUGAAAACCUGGCAAUGCUACACUAAUAUAACACAAAUUGUUAAAUCUGCAAUGUAAACCAAAAAGGCAAAGGUAAAAUAGAUUAUGCCCAGCAUUCGUUAUGUUAGUAAAAACAGACCUUGGUGGGAACAUGGUAAUCUUAAAUUCUGUAACAAGUUGGCCAGUGUGAGUAUAUGGAUUUGACCAUCUCAGUUUUGUUGUACACUUCUGUAUAAGCAUGUUUAUUCUGAUUAUUAUUAUCUUAAACACGUCAAAUAAACAGCUGGGGCCAAUAUAUCUGAACAAUCAUCUCCUCUCAUAUGAUCCUACCUGCUCAUACCAGUUUCCAAAAAAACAAAGGCUCUAAAAUCAUCAUUUCUCAUGAUCCUUUCAAAUGUAGGUCUUUGGUACACAUGGCAGGGCCUUCUCAAUAUGCAAAGGGAUCUUGUAACACCUUUGAGGACCAGCUUAGCGAAAGAUGUUAUAGCAUAAACUUUCAUAGACUUGGUCUACUUCCUGAGAUGCAUGGAGUCCAUGCAUCUGAGGAAUAGACCAGGUCUACAAAAGCUUAUACUGCAACAUCUUUUAUUCAGUUAGUCUUGAAGAUGCCACAAGAUCUCUUUACAUAGUGAUAUUCCAGACUAAUACGGCUUAUGUCUCUGAAUACCACUCCCAUGGAAAGCACCAAAUUGGACCCUUUUGAGUUAUGGCACACCUGCUGUGUUUCUUUCUCCUUGGACGGUCAUUGGACCUCCACUCUCUUGGUGUUGUCAGUGUGGUGUUAGCAUGAGAAACAAGGGGUUUGCUCCCUUUCCACUUUUUGCUUGAAUAUUUAUUGUUGUGCAUCAAUGUCAUUGUUAUUAUGUUCUUGUUUUAAUGCUGAUUGUUUAUUCCAUUGGGGGAUCCAUAUGUAGAAAUAAAAGCAGAGUACAGCCAGUUUUAUUGAUAGAUAAGGGACUAUGCUUACACAGCCAGAAAGACACCUUACUGCAUUUCUACUAAAGUCAUAACUUCGAGGGACCUUCAUGAAAACUUGAUCGCCUGUUGCUGCUGUAAUUGAUAACACUCUGAAGCCCGCUGAAUCAGGAAUCCAUGAGGUUGAAGGACAAAAGGCAGUAUUGAUUGAAAUAAUCCUGCAGCCAGCACAGAAUCAGAAUGAAAGCCAGAGACUAAUGGAAUUCAGAGGCACUUUCCUUCUGACCUUUUAAGGAGGAAAGAAGUGUUCUUUUUGAUUUCUUGCAGUUGUCAGAAGCUCCUUUGUUUUCUCAGCAUUGCUUUUUUUCCUGAAAUAGAUGUAGACACUGAGAAUAGGUAUAAUUUAUUUGUCUUCAUUCUUGACAUAGAGAUAAUAGAAGAAAAACAAAGUUAGCUUUGUAAUUGGCUGGCAAAGUUCUUUUUCACAUAAAUGAAGUGCUCUCUGGAUUAACUAGGUAGCCAGAUAACCCAGUAUUUUUUAUUUCUUCAGAGAGAUUGGAACAAUUUUAUAUAUAUGUGAAACUACAUGAACACUGUGAAUAUGCCUUCUAUGAAGGAUAUGCCAUUUGUUUUUGUUUUAUAUAUCCAGUCUCGCUAAUGGUUGCUUUUGUCAUGAUUUUCCUGCCUCUGUAAAUGGGAAUACUUAAACAUGUUCAUCCACUGAAAAAUGUAACUAAAAGGUAACGUGUGAGAAA